This is a messenger RNA of Penicillium taxi, 1455 nucleotides long. RefSeq lists its product as uncharacterized. The transcript has a single exon. The record is from RefSeq and is a predicted model, not a curated record. The coding region runs from base 1 to 1455 and encodes 484 amino acids. Lineage: Eukaryota; Fungi; Ascomycota; Eurotiomycetes; Eurotiales; Aspergillaceae.
AUGCGCUAUUCGUAUAUUUCUCUGGCAAUCUUUGCCAUUGGUGCUGUCGCUGCACCCUCCUAUCCUCGCCCAGAAUCCGAGGACAGUGACCCUUUCACAACUUUUCCUUUCAUGAUGGAAGGAAGCUCCAGUGUCACAGAUGAAGAUGAUGACAGCAUGUCGAACUCGCUUCCUGCUGCAAUGGCUGCCAUGGAAGAGGUUCAGGCGGCCGAGAUUUACGCCGCUCCUGUUCCUACUCAUGCUAAAGUCUCAAAGCCAAAGGUUCAUUCUGCUGUUCAAGAAGCUGCUCCUAUGGCCGAGCCAACCCCUGCUACUGAGAAUGCUAUUGUUCCUACUCAUGCAGCAAUGGCUCCAGCUCCUGAAAUAGCUGUCCCAGAGGCCACCAAGCUCAAGGAGGGGGCAUCCAAGGGUAAACAGGAGGCUCCUGUAGCUAAGGUUGAAACUCCCACGGACUCUGAUUCAACUCCAUCUGAUUCCGAGCUAUUCCCCGGCCAGGCUAGCAUUGUUCCUUCUAUUCCAACUCCAACUGAUAAGCCAACUUCCAAACCUGCGCCCUCUGCCACUGCCACUCCGGAAGUUGCCGACGAUGCGCCAGCUUUCGAGGUUCCUACGUCUACUCCCUCUGCCAAAACUUCUGCCACUCCAGAAUAUGAUGAUAAUACAACAACUUCUGAGGCUCCCACGUCUACUCCCUCUGCCACGCCAUCUGCCACACCAUCUGUCACUCCAGAGUAUGACGAUAAUACACCAACUUCUGAGGCUCCCACAUCUACUCCUUAUGCCAAGCCUUCUGCUACUCCAGAAUAUGACGAUAAUACACCAACUUCUGAGGCUCCCACGUCUACUCCUUCUGCCACACCAUCUGUCACACCAUCUGUCACUCCAGAGUAUGACGAUAAUGCACCAACUUCUGAGGCUCCCACAUCUACUCCUUAUGCCAAGCCUUCUGCUACUCCAGAAUAUGACGAUAAUACACCAACUUCCGAGGCUCCCACAUCUACUCCUUAUGCCAAGCCUUCUGCUACUCCAGAUUAUGAUGAUUAUGAGCCAAGUUCUAAGACUCCUACUCCCUCUGCUACACCUUCUGUUCGGGCCCAUUCUUUCGAUAAGAUCAUGGCCUCUGCCACCAUUACUCCCAUUACCACUUCACCUGCUGCAUCAUCUCACAGUACUCCCACUUCACAGGUGGCCAAAAUCACCCCCAGCUCCUCCGUGGAUCUGUCAUCGAAAUUCCAGCCAAGCUCUUUCUCAUCGGUGGUGUCAGCUUCCAAGCCUUACUCCACCCCUCUCAUUCACAAGGCUUCCCCCUCACCUAGCCGUGUCGGUGCGAGCAGCUCCGAUGUUGCCAGCAGCUCUGCCACUCCUACUCCUUCUGGCGUCGUUGCCCCUCUAGGCAACAUGCUAGGUGAGCUGCUUAGGGGCGGCCUUAUCGGUGAGCUCGGUUUGCGUCGUUAA